Oryctolagus cuniculus (rabbit) is the source of this 1498-nucleotide messenger RNA. Lineage: Eukaryota; Metazoa; Chordata; Mammalia; Lagomorpha; Leporidae. The record is from RefSeq and is a predicted model, not a curated record.
CCGCGAGCGAGCGAGCCAGCCAGCCGGAGGGAGCGAGCGAGCGAGCCGACCAGCGCAGCGAUGGAGCGCACGCACCCCGACAGCUUGCCCCAGGAUUUGUCCGAGGCCCUGAAGGAGGCCACCAAGGAGGUGCACACCCAGGCGGAGAAUGCCGAGUUCAUGAAGAACUUUCAGAAGGGCCAGGUGACUGCCGAGGGUUUUAAGCUGGUGAUGGCCUCCCUGUACCACAUCUACGUGGCCCUGGAGGAGGAGAUUGAGCACAACAAGGAGAACCCGGUCUACGCCCCGCUCUACUUCCCGGAGGAGCUGCACCGCAAGCCUGCCCUGGAGCUGGACAUGGCCUUCUGGUACGGCCCCCGCUGGCAGGAGACCAUCCCCUACACGCCGGCCACGCGGCGCUACGUGCAGCGCCUCCAGCAGGUGGGGCGCGCAGAGCCCGAGCUGCUGGUGGCCCACGCCUACACCCGCUACCUGGGCGACCUGUCUGGCGGCCAGGUCCUUAAGAAGAUCGCCCAGAAGGCCCUGGACCUGCCCAGCUCCGGCGAGGGCGUGGCCUUCUUCACCUUCCCCCACAUCGCCAGCGCCACCAAGUUCAAGCAGCUCUACCGCUCGCGCAUGAACUCCCUGGAGAUGACCCCCAGCGUCAGGCAGAGGGUGGUGGAAGAGGCUAAGGCCGCCUUCCUGCUCAAUAUUCAGCUCUUUGAGGAGUUGCAGGAGCUGCUGGUCCAGGACGCCCAGGGCCAGAGCCCUUCGCAGGCACCAGGGCUACGCCAGCGGACCGGCAGCAGGACCCAAGACUCCACCCCCGUGGAGCCCCCCAGAGGGAAGUCCCAGCUCAGCAGCCUCUCCCAGCCUCCGCUCCUUCGAUGGGUCCUGACACUCAGCUUCCUGGUGGCAACGGUCGCCAUGGGGCUUUACGCCAUGUGAAUGCCAGCGUGCCGGCCCCCGGGGCCAGGAACUCAGCUUCCUUAUCAGAGGACAAUCUCUUGGCCGGCUUCCCUAUCUUGGGCACAGGAGGCUUCCAGGGCCCCCAGCCCUCCCCCGCCAUGACCCACGUCUCUGGAAAGGAGGAAGGAGUGGGUGGCGUCUUCCCCUGCCCGGAGAACAUUCAGCCAGUGGGGUGAGGGCCGCCCUGCCCGCCACAGCCCCUGUCCCUGCAGCAGAGCCCAGAAGAUGCAGGAGCCCCGGCGGCCGUCCUCAGCGUCCCAGCGCCUGGAGUUUGUGGCUUCCUUGUUGAUGCCACCGUGACCGUGUGCCCUGUGGGUCAUGGCCACUUUUGUAUCAAUGUGAAGAUGUUAUGUCUCGUGUUCACUCUUAUUUCUGUUGGAGCCUCUUUUUGUUCCCGGCUCACCCCAAGUGGUGAUAUUUUGUUGUGUUCUGUUUUUUUUGUUUUUUGUUUUUUUAAAUAUCAGGGUGGGGCUGGGGAGGGCGGUGUUUAACAGCACCGUGGCCUUGGUCUCUAACUUCUGUGUGAAAUAAUAAACAGCAUUGUAUGAUA